This is a messenger RNA of Psammomys obesus (fat sand rat), 4728 nucleotides long. RefSeq names its product zinc finger protein 398 (gene Znf398). Lineage: Eukaryota; Metazoa; Chordata; Mammalia; Rodentia; Muridae. Gene Ontology annotation, biological process: regulation of transcription by RNA polymerase II. The transcript is spliced from 6 exons. The coding region runs from base 154 to 2031 and encodes 625 amino acids. The record is from RefSeq and is a predicted model, not a curated record. Gene Ontology annotation, molecular function: DNA-binding transcription factor activity; RNA polymerase II cis-regulatory region sequence-specific DNA binding.
CUACCGGGCUCCUCGGCGGCCCAGCGCUCCCGGAAGCCAGGCUUGUCAGUGCGGGCAACGCGGGGCCGCUGCUCGCCGUCUGCGGUGGAGCGGCAAGCGGCCGGGCCUGCGUGCGGCGGCGACCCUCGGGAUCGGACCCGGCAGCUCAGGGCCAUGGCCGAGGCGACCGCCGCUCCGACCUCUGAAUGGGACUCGGAAUGCCUCACAUCAUUGCAGCCCCUUCCUCUUCCUACCCCUCCAGCAGCAAAUGAGGCACACCUGCAGACCGCAGCCAUCUCCCUGUGGACGGUGGUGGCUGCUGUACAGGCCAUAGAGAGGAAGGUGGAGGUCCACAGCCGGAGGCUCCUCCACCUAGAAGGCAGGACAGGGACGGCAGAGAAGAAACUAGCUGGCUGUGAAAAGACAGUGACGGAGCUUGGGAACCAGCUGGAUGGCAAGUGGGCCGUGCUGGGAACCCUGCUGCAGGAGUACGGGCUGCUGCAGCGGCGGCUGGAGAACCUGGAGAACUUGUUGAGAAAUAGGAACUUCUGGAUCCUGCGGCUGCCCCCAGGUAUUAAAGGAGAUAUCCCAAAGGUAAUAACCCUCUUCUGGUAUCACGAGCUCAGACAUUUACAGAGUCAUGUAGCCACGGCUGGCCUCUACAUCCCAAAUUAUGCCAUGAACCAACCUGAUGUUUUAUCUCAGAUUCAGCCAGAAGGAGAACACACUACAGAUGACCAACCAAGGCCAGAAGCAAGUGAGAUCCCUGCAGACCCCAGGGAAGAGCCUGGCCUUUCAACAUCAGAUAUUCUGUCUUGGAUUAAACAAGAGGAAGAACCUCAGGUUGGAGUUCCCCAGGAGUCUAAAGAGAGUGAGCUCUACAAAGGCACCUAUGCUGAUGAAGAACUUGUCAUCAAAGCUGAAGACCUUGCUAGAGCCUCCUUGUGCCCUGAAGUUCCGGUAGCCUUCUCUGCUCCACCAGCCGCAGCCAAGGAUGCGUUUUCAGAUGUAGCUUUCAAAAGCCAACAGUGUACACCCCUGACACCUUUUGGACGUACAGCCACUGACCUGCCUGAGGCCUCAGAGGGACAAGUGACCUUUACUCAGUUAGGAAGCUACCCUCUCCCUCCUCCAGUUGGAGAGCAGGUGUUCUCCUGCCACCACUGUGGCAAGACUCUCAGUCAAGACAUGUUAAUGACACACCAGUGUAGCCACGCUGCUGAACAUCCCUUACCCUGCGCCCAGUGUCCCAAGCACUUUUCCCCACAGGCAGAUCUUGGUAGCACCUCCCAGGAUCAUGCCAAUGAAACACCACCCACCUGCCCACACUGUGCCCGGACCUUCACUCACCCCUCCCGACUUACAUACCACCUUCGCGUCCACAACAGCACUGAGCGCCCUUUUCCCUGUCCUGAUUGUCCCAAGCGCUUCGCUGACCAGGCUCGACUCACCAGCCACAGGCGAGCUCAUGCUAGUGAGAGGCCCUUCCGGUGCCCGCAGUGUGGUCGUAGCUUCAGCCUGAAGAUCAGUCUCCUGCUGCAUCAGAGAGGGCACGCGCAGGAGCGCCCCUUCUCCUGCCCUCAGUGUGGCAUUGACUUCAAUGGCCACUCGGCACUGAUUCGCCACCAGAUGAUCCACACGGGCGAACGGCCCUACCCCUGCACAGACUGCAGCAAGAGCUUCAUGCGUAAGGAACACUUGCUAAACCACCGGAGGCUGCACACAGGUGAGCGGCCCUUCCAGUGUGCUCACUGCGGCAAGAGCUUCAUCCGCAAGCACCACCUCAUGAAGCACCAGCGCAUCCACACGGGCGAGCGGCCCUACCCCUGCGCAGUGUGCGGAAGGAGCUUCCGCUACAAGCAGACGCUCAAGGACCACCUGCGGACCGGUCACAGUGGAGGCUGUGCGGGUGAUAGGGACCCUUCCGCACAGCCACCAGACCCGCCUGGUCCACUCUUAACUGCCCUGGAAACCUCUGGCCUAGGCGUUAGCACUGAAGGUCUAGAGUCUAGUCAGUGGUAUGGGGAAGGGAAUGGAGGGGUGGUUUUGUAAAUCUGUGGUCCAUUGGUUAUUUAUGUUCUUAGCAGAGCAGAAAGUCCGGGAGGAAGCCCACAAGCUCCACAAACCAUAGUAAUUAUUAUCUGGUACAUAAAAGAACUUGAGGUCCAUACUCAAUUACGGACAUGCUUGUGCUUUGGAAGCCCACAGCAGUCCAAGAAUACCGUAUUUUGAAAACUGGAAGCUAGUCCAGUACCCCUGUCUUUCAAAUGACACAAAUGCAGGGUUGGAAAGCAAGGUUUAGAUUCUGAUCAUCCUAUCCUAUCAGGGUGGCUGUCAGGGUAGCAGAGUGAACGUAAGGUGCCUCUCGAUAGAGACAGGUACAUAGGAGAGCCCCAAACCUUGAAGCCAUCAGGAGACAUGAGAGUGCUCAGAGCUGUUCUCGGAUUCCUCCGUGGUGAGAUGAUUGUUGGGAGAAUGUGCUUUAGCUGCUCGUUAUUGUGUGUCUCUGAAACCAGCUAAGCUCUGUUUAUUCCUGUGUGGUCACCUUUCCCUGGAACAUGACUGAGGCUGUGUUCCUAGGCCUAGGUUCUGUCUGCUAAUACAUUUUGUUUAAUGUUGGUGAACAAGAAAUCUGACCAAUAGCUUAUUUCAGGGAACAGUUCUUAGCUUUUCCUGGCUUGAUUUGAAACAUUCAGACUCUUGUUGCAGCUGUUAAGAGGGUAGAGAACUUCACCACAGCCCUGGUUAGAAAAUUAGGAGGAGCAUUUUCUCUCCAGUUUUAGAUGCUAAAGAUCCCAGAGAUCCCAGCCACAACAGUGAUAGUAUGGUCUAAAAUUUUAUAUUAACCCUUAUCAACCAACUGUGUCUGGUUUUUCCUUUUCUGGUGUUUGAUUUUUUUCUCUCUCUGUCUUUUGAGAGAGGGUUUCACUGUAUAUACUGGCCUGGAACUUGCUUUGUAGACCAGGCUGGCCUUGGACUCACAGAAAUCAUCUGCCUGCCUCUGCCUCAUGUUCUGGGUGCACCACCACACCAACCUGAUUUUCUUUACAGUCCUCAGCAGCAAAGGUCAUUGCACUUUGUCAAGGCACAAGCACCUUAGAAAGUGCCGCUGAGCUCAGGGCUUUUGCUCCCUGCUAGUGUGACAGCAGUAUUGUAAUGUAACACUCCCGAGGAGAAGAUUUGCACCCCUGACUGCCCCCGCUUCACUGGCAGUGAACAGACUGAGAACCUUCUUCAGCCACUGAGAGCUAAGUAUCGUAUCUGUCUUACUUGUGUGGUUUUUUUAGAACAGGGUUUCACUGUGUAGUCCUGGCUGGCCUGGAACUCAGAGAUCUGCCUCCUCUACAUGCAGAAUGCUAGGCUGUCAUGUCCAGCCACCUGUUGUACUUUGAGGGGCCAUCGCUAACAUAUGUUCUUUUCUUGGGCUUGUUUAGUCAUCUGAGUAUCUGAACCUAAGAGUUUAUGCAACCAGGUCUGUGUCCUCUUCCUUUUUCAACUCUCACAUUUUUAUCACCAAAAUGAGGCUGUUGAAAGAAAUGGUGAGCCUCUAAAAACUUUUAAAAAGAAAGAAAAAUCUUGUGAUAUAGUUCUUCUCUGACAAAAUCUUGUUCUUCCUUAGGCUUCUGUCUGGACAAAGCCAAAUGAGACAGAAAACCAAAGCAGAGAAAAUCAUGUAGAAAACUGGUGGAAAUCAGCUUGCCUUGUUGUUCUGCACCUAGUGGGUCCUGAAGUAGACAGAGGAUGUAGAAGCCUACAUUUAGGACAGAAACUGUUUAUUCCCAAGCCCCUUUGUUACUCCAGAGUAGCCUAUGAGGUUUAGAAUAAGAUGUGGAACUGUUUAGACAGGACACUUUCAGGAUAGGAAGGGGAUGCUUCCCCCUUAUUACUAGGCCCAACGUUCAAUCUGCAGAGUUAAUGUAACUACGGUAUGGAAUGACAUUUGCCUAGCUAAUGUGCUCUUGGCAAAGUUCUGUCCGAACUUUGCUGCUUUCGAGGAUUGUCACACAUACACUGUUUCGUGACAUUCCUAACACCAAGGACCCUGGGAGACAUAAGAAGUGUGUGUGAGACCUGACCUGCUGUUGUAGCUUUCAGCCUUAGGCACUGAAAAUGCCUCGGGGACAGGCAAAACAUGAUGGCUGAAACAAAGUGUAUUGGGAUAAAGAGCUUAGCCAGAAUCUGCACCAUCCCACAGGAGAACAUGGAAUUUCUGAAAUUCAAAAAUUGGGGUUCCAGCUUAAUUAAUGACCCUCUAGAGACUUGAACGUGAGAUUUGCACCUGAAAAGGAAAAGAAUCAGCAUUAUCCUCAGAGUGAGGGAAGCAUUUUCAGGGGCUGAAGGAGAGAUAGCUACUGAACCUGUGAUGUGGGGCUAGAUAACAUCUAAAAUUCAUCUGAACCCAACAGAUUUGCCAAGUACCAAAUGGUUAACAAUGGAAGGCCUUGUGCCAGAGUGCUGCAGACGCAUCCCAAUGUCUGUUCUGGAAGGAGCCAUAGCCAGCAGGGAUCUAAACUGGCCCAAAGCGAAUGUAGUUCAAAUACUAACCAAACUGGAGCCAUAAAACCACCAGGUGGUGGUGGUGCAUGCCUUCAUUGCCAGCCCUCAGGAGGCAGAGGCAGGAGGAUCUCUGAGUUCAAGCACAGUAUGGUCUACAGAGAGAGUUCCAGGACAGCCAGGGCUACGCAGAAAAAUUCUGUCUUGAAAAACAAAAGCUCCAUAACACCAAAUAAAACAAAAUAUGCAGGGCCA